AUGCUUGGUGGAUUGUACGGAGAUCUUCCUCCGCCGACCGAUGAUGAGAAACCCAGCGGAAACUCCUCCGUCUGGUCAAGCAGUAACAAGAUGGCUCCAGCUACGCUUCGUAAACCACCGGCUUUUGCUCCGACGCAAACAAUCCUGAGACCUCUAAACAAGCCCAAGCCUAUCGCAUCGCAGUACAAGGCUCCUCCUCCUCCUCCUUCUUCGUCCUCCUCCUCACAAUCGGUACUUACUCCGGCGAACGAAGCGGCACCUUCGCAACCGGCAUUGGUUGGCGUGACUUCAUCGGUGAUUGAGGAGUACGAUCCAGCGAGGCCUAAUGAUUACGAGGAGUACAGGAGGGAGAAGAAGAGGAAAGCGAUGGAAGCUGAGAUGAAGCGAGAGCUGGAUAAGAGACGGAAAGAGGAGGAGGAAAAGGAGAAGAGAGAGAGAGAAGAGAGGGAGAAGGAAAGGGAAAGAGAGCGAGAGUACAACAGCGAGUCCAGGCUGAAUAUCUCCGGCGAGGAAGCGUGGAAGAGACGAGCAGCCAUGAGUGGUGGCAGCGGGAAGCGAAGAUCCUCGUCUCCGCCGGGGAACGUGGACGGAUUCAGCAUCGGGAAAUCGGAGACGAGUGGGUUAGGAGUUGGGGCGGGCGGGCAGAUGACAGCUGCACAGAGGAUGAUGGCGAAGAUGGGUUGGAAGCAGGGACAAGGGCUUGGGAAGUCAGAGCAAGGGAUCACGACGCCAUUGAUGGCUAAGAAGACGGAUCGUAGAGCUGGUGUGAUUGUGAAUGCUAGUGAGAACAAAUCGGCGGAGAAGAAGGUCAAGAGUGUGAAUAUCAAUGGAGAACCAACCAAGGUUUUGCUUCUUAGAAACAUGGUUGGGCCAGGAGAAGUAGAUGAUGAGCUAGAAGACGAGGUGGGAUCAGAGUGUGGAAAAUACGGUACAGUGACUCGUGUACUGAUAUUCGAGAUCACUGAACCGAACUUCCCUACACACGAAGCAGUGAGGAUCUUUGUUCAGUUUUCAAGACCCGAGGAAACAACUAAAGCCCUUGUGGACCUCGAUGGGCGAUUCUUUGGAGGAAGGACCGUUCGUGCCACAUUCUACGAUGAGAUGAAAUUCAGUAAGAACGAGCUGGCUCCAGUUCCAGGUGAAAUCCCUGGCUAUUAA
Messenger RNA from Thlaspi arvense, 1158 nucleotides. Lineage: Eukaryota; Viridiplantae; Streptophyta; Magnoliopsida; Brassicales; Brassicaceae. The record is from the annotation of a GenBank genome assembly.